CAAUGGAGUUGACAGACCCUGAAGAUCCUGAUUAUGAGACGGAAAGUGAUGUAGUCAGUGAAAAUCCUGAUUAUGAGAUGGAGAUUAAUGGAGACCCUGAAAAUCCUGAUUAUGAGAUGGAGAUUAAUGGAGACCCUGAAAAUCCCGAUUAUGAGAUGGAAAGUGAUGGAGACAGUGUGAGAUCUGAAGAUAACCAAGAACAAAAAGUGAGUUCAACAUCAGACAAAUCUAAGCACCAAAAGCGAAGAGUUGAGAAAUCGGACCCAACGACUGAAAUUAUUUCAAGCACAGUCAAUGUGGAUGAAGAAGUUCAUGUUCAGCAUUCAAAAAACAAAGAGGGAAUCCGUGUAUGGGAUAAACAACAUUUUUGUUUUUACUGCCAGAAAGGAUUUACAAAUAUUACUAAACACUAUUUGGGAGUGCAUGCAAAAGAAAAAGAAGUACAGCAGAUUGAAUCUCAUCCACUAAAUUCAAAUAAUAGAAAACUUGCACUUUUGAAACUUAGAAAUUCCGGUGACUAUCAACACAAUUGUGCAGUUUUGAAAACAGGACAUGGAACUCUUGUAACAUUUACAAGAAAUUGGAAUGAGGCAUCUGCCAAGCAGUUUCUGCCAUGUCAGUACUGCUUGGGUUUUUUCCUGAAAUCUUGUUUGUGGAGGCACAUUAAGAAUUGCCCUUUUGCUCCAGAAGAAAAAGAACAGAAAUAUAGGAAAGUCUCUUCACAAGCUUCACUUUUGCUUCCAACCAGCACAGAGGUUAGUCAUGGGCUUAGAGAGAAUGUUUUGAAUAGGAUGUCUGCGGAUGAGGUUAGCAUAGCAGCAAGAAAUGACACCAUCAUUGUUAAAAUUGGAGAAAAACUCUACCAGAAACAUGGGCACUUAACUCACUUAUACACACAUGUUAGCCAGAAAAUGAGAGAAUUGGGAAGACUAUUAAUUUCACUGAGAGAAAUUGAUGAAGACAUUAAUUCCCUUGAUGAUGCUAUCCAGCCCCAGAAAUUCCCAACUGUAGUGAAAUGCACAAAAACACUUUGUGGGUUCAAGGACAGUACAAAUUCAUAUGCAAACCCAUCAUUGGCUCUAAAGUUGGGUCAUUCUUUGAAGAAAUGUGCAAAAAUAAAAAAAUCUAUGGCCCUGAUUGAAGGAAGUGAAGAAUUGAGCAAAAAUGCAGAUGCAUUUUCUACUCUUUGUGAAAAUGAAUGGACCGAUUCCAUUUCUAGCUGUGCUUUACAAACUUUAAUGGCAAACAAAGUGAACAAAGGUCAAGGACUUCCUUUAACAGAGGACAUCCAAAAACUGCAAAGCCUUUUAAAGGAAAAGACAGAGAAACUAGUUGUUUUGUUACAGAAAUCAGUAACAAAAUCUGUGUGGGAUGAUCUGAAUCAGGUGACAUUAGCUAGACUGGUGAUGUUUAACAGGAGAAGAGGAGGUGAAGCAGAAAGAAUAACUGUUCAAGCUUUUUGUGAGAAACGAUCAAAGAAUGACUCUCUGAAAGAAAUAGAAGAUUCGUUAAAACCUCUUGAAAGACUUCUGUGUAAAACAUUCUCAAGAGUUGAAAUUCGAGGGAAACGAGGUCGUACUGUUCCUAUCCUGCUAACUCCAGCACUUGAGAGAAGCAUUAAUUUGCUUAUUGAAACCAGAAAACUGGCUGGUGUGAAUCCAAAAAAUGUGUAUGUCUUUGCAAGAUCUAGCUUUGAUUCACUGAACCCUAUUCGAAGUUCAGAUUGCCUUCGAAAAUUUGCAUUAGAAUGUGGCGUUACAAAAGCUGCUAAUAUAACGAGUACCAAACUGAGGAAGCACGUAGCAACUGUUUCCCAAAUACUCAAUUUGGAAAAGAAUGAUCUGGAAAUCAUGGCAGGCUUUCUUGGACAUGACAUAAGGAUUCAUAAUUCAUUCUACCGACUUCCAAAUGACACUCUGCAGAUUGCAAGAAUGGGAACAAUUUUAACUGCUUUUGACAAUGGUGACAUCUCAAAGUAUAGUGGGAAGUCUCUGGAUGAAAUUGCCUGUGAAGACAUAAACUUGGAUGGGGAUGUUGAUGAUGAUGAUGAUGAUGAUGAAGUGGAAGAUGAUGAUUACAAUGCAGAGGAAAGUGAAGCAGUCAGAGAAAAGGAAAUGGAACCAAAAGCUCCUAAACCCUCAAGAG
Molecule: messenger RNA, 2145 nt
Organism: Saccostrea cuccullata (small rock oyster)
Lineage: Eukaryota; Metazoa; Mollusca; Bivalvia; Ostreida; Ostreidae
Exons: 2
Source: RefSeq, a predicted model, not a curated record